AUGAACAUAGAGUCUGAGUACGAUCCAAACGGAGACAUAGCUCUAUCGGGACACUUAAACGGAGGUCAGAACUCGCCUCCGAGUGGUAUCCAACAGCCCUGUGCCAUAUGUGCCGAUAAGGCCACCGGCAAACACUACGGCGCCUUCAGUUGCGAUGGUUGUAAAGGAUUCUUCAGGCGUUCUGUACGUAAGAACCAUCAGUACACGUGUCGGUUCAGUAGGAACUGUAUUAUCGAUAAAGACAAACGAAAUCAGUGCCGAUAUUGUCGGCUCAAGAAGUGCUUCAGAGCCGGCAUGAAGAAGGAGGCCGUCCAGAAUGAAAGGGAUCGCAUCACAUGUAGGCGACCCUCUUAUGAUGACUCGGCCAACAGCGGCGGCACUUCCAUCCACGCACUCCUUCACGCGGAGAUGUACUCACGACAGGUACUGUCCAACACUUAUCAAAUCGUUUCACAACCGAUUGAAACGAAUUUCCAGUCCAAGAAAUUGGCGAAUAUUAACGAUGUUUGCGAUUCAAUGAAACAACAGCUCCUAAUACUGGUCGAGUGGGCUAAAUGCAUACCUGCCUUCACCGACCUCCAGAUCGACGAUCAGGUGGCCCUUCUGAGGGGUCACGCCGGCGAACACUUGCUGUUAGGACUGUCGCGAAGAUCUAUUGUUAUUAACGAUAUCCUUCUGUUGGGUAAUGACUUCAUAAUCCCGCGCCACUCACCAGACCCUGAGAUUAGAGGAAUCGGUAACAGAAUAUUAGAUGAAAUCGUGGGCGUCAUGAGAGACGUGCGGAUGGAUGACAGCGAGUUUGCGUGCCUUAAAGCGAUCGUCUUCUUUGAUCCCUCAGCUAAAGGCCUACAGGAUCCCAAUAAAGUCAAGACUCUCAGACGACAGGUGCAGACCUGCCUCGAAGACUAUAUCAAUGACCGACAGUACGACUCUCGGGGUAGAUUCGGUGAUAUCCUGUUGCUGUUGCCGCCCCUACAGAGCAUAACCUGGCAAUUGAUAGAACAGAUUCAGUUCGCGAAGCUGUUAGGGACGGCCAAAAUCGAUAGCCUCAUCCAAGAGAUGCUUCUCGGAGGUAAUGUAAACGCAACGCCACAAAUGCAAUGGUCCAGAAACCACCAACUCUGGCAGGGAUCGUACCCCAGGCAAACAUUUCCGGACAACAGUUCAAAUUCAACGGCAAAUGUGAUGUCCAGUGCGUCGACGAGCGGUCAGUCCAAUGGCUCGCAACCAAUGGUGCACUCCAUGAGUAGUGUCAAUGGUGUGACCACUAGUAUAGCUAAUAACUCACAUAACUCUCUACCAAAUGGUCAUCAGUCGGACAUUAUAUCAAACGGUCACAGCUCUGACACAUCUAUUCCCUCCCCUAAUGACGAUUCAUAUAAAAUACAAUCAAAUCCAUUGUCAUUCAAACGAGAGAAUAUUGAA
Messenger RNA from Oppiella nova, 1425 nucleotides. The record is from the annotation of a GenBank genome assembly. NCBI's taxonomy places the organism in Eukaryota, Metazoa, Arthropoda, Arachnida, Sarcoptiformes, Oppiidae.